Messenger RNA from Calliphora vicina (urban bluebottle blowfly), 2180 nucleotides. Its product is annotated as small ribosomal subunit protein mS39. Gene Ontology annotation, cellular component: mitochondrion. The record is from RefSeq and is a predicted model, not a curated record. Lineage: Eukaryota; Metazoa; Arthropoda; Insecta; Diptera; Calliphoridae. Gene Ontology annotation, biological process: mitochondrial translation. Gene Ontology annotation, molecular function: rRNA binding; protein binding; ribosomal small subunit binding. The transcript is spliced from 3 exons. The coding region runs from base 117 to 2075 and encodes 652 amino acids.
UGUUGCAUUUCUGUCAGAAGUCGGUGGUGUGUUAUAAGAAAAUUUAUUUUGUAAUCAAUUUCUAAAUAAAAAUCGCAAAUUUUAUUUUAAAUUUUCCUUAAAACAGUAAAUUCACAAUGCAUUUAGCACGACGUUUACAACAUUUGCCCAAAAAUGUGAAUGUGCGCUUGUUAAAAACCACCACAAAAGUGGCAGCGGCUACAUCAAGCAGUUCGGAAGAAAAAAUUGUCAUACCCAAUCGUAUACACAGGUCUCCCACAGAUAUUUUACAAGCUUUGUCCGCCACCGUGGGUAGGGAUACCACAGGUCCUCAUUAUAAAUACCACGAUGAUCCCUUUUUAAUACCCAACUCGAAUGUCGCCAAGCGCACAUAUGCCAUGGCCCAAGAGUCAGGUCGUAAAGCUGCCAAAUGGAUUAAAGAUGAACAUAGGCAAUUAUUUCAGCAUCAAGAAGCCCAACCUUCAAUUGAAGCUUUUGCUCCCAAAAUGGUUUUCACCGAAGAAUCUGAGGUUUCUGGCCAAACACUCGAGCAAUUGAUUAAACAAUCUGAAAUACAGGAUGCUAUUUUUGUUUAUAACCUCAUGAAACAAAAGGGAGUAGAGAUUAGUGCUGAACAAAGACAAAAACUUUUAGAAUUGAUUUCAUUCUAUAAUAAUGAAGAACCUUUGCCGGAAGAGUAUUACGAGGAACGUUGGUUUAAGCAAAACAAUGAGGCUCAACAGCGCCAUCGUAAGACCUGGAAGGAUGGUGAUUUAGCUGAGCAGAUUUUUAAUGAAAUUGAACCCAAAACAGCCAAUACUUAUGCGGCUAUAAUAAGAGGCAUGGCUAAAUAUUAUCAGGCCGAACGAGCAUACGCCCUCUUCCAGGAGGCAAUGGAAAAACAAUUUCAAUUGGACACUGAAACCUACAAUUCCAUUAUUAGCAAUGUCAACUUCAUCAAGGAAAACGUUGAUCAACGUUGGGAAUUAUGCAAAGAUCUGCUGCAACAAAUGAAACAACAACAAUUAAAGCCUAAUUUGGGCACCAUGAACUCUUUGUUGGAGUGCAUUAGCACUUUUGGCAAUUAUAAGUUGGCACGUAACUCUGCUCUACAAGUUUUAUCGGAAUUCAAAAAGUUGGAUAUUAAUACCAGCCUGGGAACAUAUUACUAUGUGCUCAUCAUCUUUUGCCGCGAAAGAGGUCCCGUAUCACAUGUUAUUGUGGACAUUUUAAAAGAAAUUGAAGGUCAAGAAUUUAAGAUACAACAUCCCAGAGAUACAUACUUCUUUACCACUGCCAUGGAUGUAUGUCGCAAUCAUUUACAUGAUCGUUCUUUGGCCAAAAAGGUCAAUGACUUGUUGCUCACGGGCAAUAACUAUGAUUUGAUUGGUGACACCUACAAGGAGGCCAUUUACUAUAGACAUUACUUUGCUUUGAUCAGUCAAACCUCUACCAUAGAAGAGUUUAUGGAAAUUUAUGAUUUGUUGGUGCCCAAUAUUUAUAUACCCGAACCGGGUAUUAUGGAGGAAAUUUUAAAAAUGAUCGAAGUCAAUGUUGCCUUUGAAUUGAUGCCUCGUUUAUGGUCUGAUAUGGUUGUAUUUGAUCAUAUCAAUCGUGAGAGUCUCUUGACACGUACGCUGAAAAUUAUGAUUUCCAACAAACCCGAUAUUAGUAAAAAGCACCAAGAACAAUUGCCCGAACAGUUCGCUAAAGUGGCUUUAGAUAUUUACAACAAAGUCGAGGAAUCCGAAAGUAGACAGAAGAAAUUAUCAUUUACCGGCCACAUGAUCGGUGAUAUUUUGUCGCUGUUGGUGCGUGGCAAUAAUUGGGAAAAGGCUGUCGAAGUUUUUGCCAACAUAGAUAAAAAUCAACAUCGUAUUCCUGGCACUCCCUCGGAAGCUUGUCUUAUGGAAUACAUUGAGGGCUCCAUAGAAAAUAAGGCUCCUUCUCAGGCUUUAAUGUGUCUGCAAUAUGCUGUUGAAAACAAUAUGGAUGGCUUGGUGUUGGCUCAGCGUAUCAAUAAGGGAUUUACCCUGAAUGAGGUGCAUCUGUCAAAGAUUAAAUCAUUGGUAGGUGAUAGUUUUUUAAAGGAAUAAUUUAAUAAUGUAUGUAUGUUUUUUUUAAAUUUAGAGUAGUUUAUAUAGAUGAAGAUGUAUUGUUUGUUGUUGAGAAGGAAGAAAUAAAUAUUGCACGAAAAGUUA